Xiphias gladius (swordfish) is the source of this 3243-nucleotide messenger RNA. RefSeq names its product microtubule-associated protein 7a (gene map7a). Gene Ontology annotation, biological process: microtubule cytoskeleton organization. Bases 1036 to 2964 code for a protein of 642 amino acids. The record is from RefSeq and is a predicted model, not a curated record. Gene Ontology annotation, cellular component: microtubule cytoskeleton. Lineage: Eukaryota; Metazoa; Chordata; Actinopteri; Istiophoriformes; Xiphiidae. The transcript has 18 exons.
CUCCACUGUGAGCAUUUUAAAUCCAGCAGUGACUGUCAGGUAGUUUUAGCAAACUAAUUUCACCUGUUGAACUCAAAUGUCACUCUUUUUUUUUUUUUACACAGUGUUUAGAUAUAUGUAGCUAACAUCCUCCAACUGCCGCUAUGCUAGCAGCAGCCGCCUCUUCGCCGGUUAACUGUCACAUAAAGUCAAUUUUGUCUCAAACCUGAGCCGAAACUGGUAAACGCUUUUGCAGAUAGUCUAGUUCUGGCGACACCUGGUGCAAAAGUUACGCGAAUGUUGGCGUUUGGUAGCGCUAACCUUAGAGCAUUAUAUUAGCCCAUAAUCUUCAUUUUAGCUGCCCUACGCACAUUCAUUAGCAUCGUGGAAAACAAAUUUACUACUAAGUUACACCGUAUUUGUGGCUAACGAUGACUGGCUAAGAUAUCCCUGACAGGAAAGCCAUCUCUUACGGGUUUGUUCGAGGGUUUUUCCAGCUGGUUAGACUGACGCUCACUUCAGUGUCGUGUAAGUUGGUGAUAUCAACUGUCAAGGGCAGGGAAGGAAGCUUUCACUCGGGGCCCCCCUUUUGAAGAAGCUGUCGGCAAAGUGUGGGAACUUCAUACAGGAGAACUAGGACCUGGGGCGCCAAGCUUUUGUGAGGAACACAUCACCCAAAAGGAGGCUGAAAAGGGCCUGCAGAAGAAGUGCAGUGGUGAGCCCAAGAACGACCAGGAUGAGUUGAAUGACUCUUCAUUCAGUGGGAUUUGAAUGUGGAAGAUAUGCAGAGCACCAUCCUGGCUCUCCAGCAGCAGCGUAGGGAGGCUCUGCAGCCAUCUCUGCAACCUGGCAUUCGGCUGCCACAGACUCAAACCAAAACUCACAUGGGCACAGAUGGACAAGCAGCUGAUGCAGGAGGCAGUUUUCUGCACAGUGCACUCUGAAAGUGAGAACCCAAAGGCAUCUUGAAAUAGAAACUGAAAAGAGGAGGAGGAGGAGGAGGAGGAAGAGGAGGAGGAGAAGAGAAAGGAGGGGGUUUUGAGUGAGAGCAUUGGUAUGCCCAGCUUAAUACCUAGCAUGGCCGUGCAGAAGAAACACACUGUCGUCCCUCCAUCGCAAGGACCGCUUUCCACACAUACCAUCGAGAGCCAAAGGAAUGGGAAUGGACUUGGGAGAACAGGAGAGAGUGGCUCUCAUAUCAAACCAAAUUCACAGGCCAAGAAAGCAGCCUGUUCUGUCAACAAGUCUGCCCAAAUCUGCAACACAGUUACUCCACGGUCCACUGCAGUGGCUAAUGGACUAAAUGUUGAUGAGAGGCUGAAAGCAGCACGAGAACGAAGAGAAGAGCACCAGAAGUUACUUGCCUCUCGGGAACUGAGCAGGUUGGAGCGGGAGCAGCGGGCCAGGCGUUACUAUGAACAACAACUGCGGGAGCGCAAGAAGAAACUGCUGGAGCAGAGGCUCAAAGAGGAGAAGAGGCGUAUUGCUGUGGAAGAGAAGCGCAAGCAGAAGCUGAAGGAGGAGAAAGAGCGAUAUGAAUCUGCAGUACGCAAGACGCUGGAGAAGAGCCAAAGGGCCCAACAGAAUCUCAGUCAAAACUCAAGAGGAAGGAAGCUCACCAAGAAUGUUCCACGUCAGUUACCUCUGACAACAUGGGAGAAGAACUUGGUCAGUCGCCUCGUUACCCCCACAUGCUCUUAUCUGGCCAGGAGCAAGAGUGCUGGCUGUGAGUCAGGAGAAGAAGUUUCAUUCCACUCCAUGAAUACCACCAACACUACCACCACCCCUCACAAACCCCAGCACCACUCUGGUUCAGUCCAACACAGGCCAUCUGCCUCCCCCAGUCCCAACAACAGAAGCAUCAAUCUGGCACAGAUCAAAGCAGCAAGACAGCAAGAUGCUAAUAAGAAGAACUCAAACAGGAGCUCAAGUAUUAGAUCAACUGCCAGUGUGAAACCAGCCACAGUUACAAAAAGCAGAACAACCUCCCCCUCACCAGAACGGACUCCCCGAAAAUCAAUCAGCAGACAUUCAACCCCGCUGCAGCUCGAGCUUCCAUCGGUCCCUGAGGAAGAUCUCGCCGUCUGCAGUUCUGCCCUCGCUCCUGGUAACUCAAGGCCUGUCAGGACAUCAGCUGAAAGUCAGCACAAGAAAAUGAGGGAUGAAAAAGCACCAGAGACUCCUUGUUUGAGCCUGCCCGACAAGGACGCAGAGGCUAUAACCAGAACAGCAGGAGAUGGAGGUCCUUCCCAGAGGCCUCCUCAUCCAGCUCCGCAGCCUCCUGAAGUUGUGAGCAGGCCCUCAGCUGGGACUAGAGACCCAGAGGAGGCCUCACGUCUCCUGGCUGAAAAGCGGAGAGAGGCCCGACUACAACGGGAGAGAGAGGAGCAGGAGCGCCUGCAGAAAGAGGAGGCAGAAAGGCGGAGCCGGGAAGAACUGGAGCACAGGAGGGCAGAGGAGCGAGCACGACAGCAGGCCGAGGCUCAGCGUCUGAUAGAGGAGAAGAGGAGAAGGGAGGAAGAGGAGCAGAGACGAGCUGAGGAGGAGAGAGCUCAGGCCAUGAGGGAAGCCGCCCUUCUGCAGAAACAGAGAGAGGAGGAGCAAGCCAAAGAGAGGACAAAAGCAGAGCAGAUGAAACAAGAGCGACAGUUGCUCAUGCAGAAAGAGGAGGCAGAGCGCCAAGCAAGAAAAAAGCGACUUGAGGAGAUCAUGCGGAGAACCAGAAGGACAGAUUCUCCAGAUACAAAGUCUGUACCAGCGAGGAUCUUGCCAAAUGAAGCCCAACCAAAGGAAAACACAGAGCCUGUGCACAACGGCACUAUAGAAGAUGCCGUCAAGCUGCCAGUGGGGACUAAGUCCUCACAGCUGGGGCUGAACACUGAGGUGGACAUGGUACCUGUUGUGGCCUUCAAAGAACGCAGGUCUCUCAGAACGCUCACUGGCCUGGAGGAAAUCCAGACCCACCAACGAGCAGAGGUCAUCUGAGCGCCUGCAACGUGAGCAGAGGUUCAAAGACUCUGUUGGAAAGCCGUGAUUUCUCUGUGAAAGAUGGGAAUUCCUGCAGCACAGCCAGUUUGCUGCCCUUCAGCACCUUGAGAGAGCAUGUAAAAUUUACAGCCUUGCCUCACGGAGGUCGUCAGCAUUUGGUCACUUUUCUGUGUGCAAACCACUCGCACAAAGCAUUGGGCAAGUUAGAUAUUCAUUUCUUCAGCACAGCAGGUUUCUGAACCAAUGGUGACUAUCCAGAAAAAAAAAAAAAAAAAA